This is a messenger RNA of Choloepus didactylus (southern two-toed sloth), 864 nucleotides long. It is a transcript of the gene TSTD1, whose product is annotated as thiosulfate sulfurtransferase like domain containing 1. Gene Ontology annotation, molecular function: thiosulfate-thiol sulfurtransferase activity. The record is from RefSeq and is a predicted model, not a curated record. Lineage: Eukaryota; Metazoa; Chordata; Mammalia; Pilosa; Megalonychidae. Bases 293 to 706 code for a protein of 137 amino acids. Gene Ontology annotation, cellular component: cytoplasm. The transcript has 4 exons.
GCUGUCUCCUGUUUUUCCUGCAUUUGUGGGUCCAUGGGUAGCAGGGAGGGGGCACACUGCUCUUGACCAGUAAGGGCAGGACCUUGUUUAGAGAGGGGUGCUGCUUUUGUGCUCAUUACCUUGAACCUCGGCCCCUGGGCCAGACGAGUGUGGCGUUUUCGGCCCACGCUGGGCGAUCCUGAGGAUCCUUCCGGAGAUUGUUGGCAGCAUCGCGAACAGGUGCUGCGGAGGCGGGGCCAGAGGCGGGGCCUUCGCUUCCGUUUCCGGUCUCGGUUCCGGGAGGGCUGUGGAGAUGCUGCCGGCGCCGAGGGAGAGGGCUAAGUCUGCGUUCCUGCGACUUGCAAUCGUGGUGUGCACCAUGGCCCGAGCAUCUACGGUCUCGCUUCCUGAACUGCGUUCGCUUCUAGCCUCGGGCCGGGCCCGGCUCAUCGACGUGCGAUCUCGGGAGGAGGCGGCAGCUGGGACCAUCCCAGGGGCAGUCAACAUCCCGGUGUCUGAGUUGGCAAGUGCCCUGCAGAUGGAACCAGCUGCUUUCCAGGCUUUGUACUCAGCUGAGAAGCCAAAGCUGGAAGAUGAGAACCUCGUUUUCUUCUGUCAGAUGGGCAAGCGGGGCUUCCAGGCUAUGCAGUUGGCCCGGGGCCUUGGAUACACUGGGGCUCGCAACUAUGCUGGGGCCUAUAGAGAAUGGUUCGAGAAGGAGGGUUAAUUUGAAGGUGGCUUACUGAUUGCCCCUCAUCCUCCCUUGACUCUUCCCGAAUGACACUCCCUGGCCACCUUAACUAGGAGCUGACUUGCUUGCUGGGUGGGCAACUCCUUGUCAUGCUGUGCACACAAAAACAUCAAAUAAAGAACAUUUAAUCAAAA